AUGACGAACACUUUCAUCAAUUACUCCUUUACACUGAAGUACGCUGGCUGUCGAAAGGCUUAUACUAUUUUAGAAUUUCUGGAUACUAAAGAUAAAAUUUUAAAAGAAAAUUUAAUGAAGAGGAAAACAGACAUCGCCUAUUUAACAGAUUUUUUUACAAAAUUUAAUAUGGUUAAUUUGCAAUUACAAAGUCCAUCUUAUCAGUGUUUCUUGCCAGAGGAGCAGAAACAAAAAAAUAAAAAUACUAACAAAAAGAAAAUAUAUCAAUCUGAAACGAGCGAAGACCAAAGUGAUUAUAUGAGCGUUCGUUCUGAAGAAGAAGGAAGUUCUGACGACAAAGGAAACGAAUUGUUUGAAAUACCAGACAGUUUUGGUCCUGUGGACUCUCGACCUAAAGAAGAUGAUUUCAUUUUGGUGCAAUUUAACUUUGGCACCAGAAAGAUCUUCUAUGUAGCAAAAAUGAUCGGAGAAGGGAGCAAAAGUGAAGUGGAAUUAACAAUGAAUGCUUAUGCAGCUAAACGCUGA
Molecule: messenger RNA, 525 nt
Organism: Acanthoscelides obtectus
Lineage: Eukaryota; Metazoa; Arthropoda; Insecta; Coleoptera; Chrysomelidae
Source: the annotation of a GenBank genome assembly